Molecule: messenger RNA, 1659 nt
Organism: Phycodurus eques (leafy seadragon)
Lineage: Eukaryota; Metazoa; Chordata; Actinopteri; Syngnathiformes; Syngnathidae
Gene: s1pr4
Product: sphingosine-1-phosphate receptor 4
Exons: 2
Coding region: 215-1315 (366 amino acids)
Biological process (GO): G protein-coupled receptor signaling pathway
Cellular component (GO): membrane
Molecular function (GO): sphingosine-1-phosphate receptor activity
Source: RefSeq, a predicted model, not a curated record
GGGUUACUUCCCCAUCCAAAAUGGGCUGCAGAAAUCAGUAGUCAGCAACAAGUGCAUCUUCUCAUUCACUUAGCAUCACCAACAGAACUGUCCACAGAGUGUGUUGUCCAGUGGUUUGAGUGGGACGAUAGCCUGUCUUUACAGGAGUUUCACAUUCAUUCCCAGCUCACCCCAUCAAAGUUCUGAUCCUCAUCCUUCCAGUUCAAGAGCAGCCAUGGAUCAUUUCUCCUCCCUCACAUCCCCAUCCUCCUGCCCUCACUUGUAUCAUUUAACCGCUUUCCCCAGCAACACCUCCCUAGCGAACGUCUCCGAGAUCAGCCACGUGAUCCUACGGCAUUACAACCAUACGGGUCGUCUGAAGAACAGGACCGUCUCAAACUCCCAGAACCACAUCAGCGCCUCCAUGGUCUUCUUCCUCUUUGUCAGCAUUCUCAUCAUCCUGGAGAAUUCCCUGGUGUUGGUGGCUGUUGUUUCCCGCAUUCGCCGCAGUCAGCGUUGGGUGUACGUGGGCAUCGCCAACAUCACCCUCAGUGACCUCCUGACCGGUGCAGCGUACCUGCUCAACAUCUGUAUGUCCGGUAGUCAAACUUUCAAGUUAACGCCUGUGCUUUGGCUUUUCCGUGAGGGCAUGCUGUUUGUUGCCCUGGCUGCAUCCAUUUUUAGUUUGUUGUUAAUUGCCGUGGAGCGUUACAUGACUAUAAUGAAGCCACUGCCUCAGAAGUCAGCCAGGAGCACCUACUAUAGGAUCUACGGCCUGGUGGCCCUCUGCUGGGUUUUGGCGCUGGUGAUCGGCUUCCUUCCCUUGUUGGGCUGGAACUGUGUGUGCAGCCUGGAUGAAUGCUCCACCCUCCUCCCUCUCUACUCCAAGACCUACAUCUUGUUCUCCCUCAUCAUCUUCAUCCUCAUUCUCCUGGCUAUAGGUGUGCUAUACAGUGCCAUCUACAGUCACGUGCGCAAGAGCGCACAACUGGGUUUCCAGCGGUGUCGCAAACGCUCCCUGGCUUUGCUGAAAACAGUGAUUACCAUCGUGGGGGUCUUCCUGCUUUGCUGGGGGCCACUGUUCCUCCUGCUGCUUGUGGACUUCUUCUGCAAGUCCCGCCAGUGCACACUGCUCUUCAGCGCUGAUAUCUUCAUCUCCCUGGCCGUUCUCAACUCAGGCCUCAACCCUAUCAUCUACGCCCUAGGCAGCAGCGAGAUGAGGAGAGCCAUGGCUCAGCUCCUGUGUCGCUGCUGCCUGUGUCGCCCUGAGGCAUUGGCCUCCAAGGAGACCAGCAACACAUCAGAGAACAGGCAGGACAGCCUGGGGAACUGUUAGAUAUAUUUUAGUAGUUAUCAUUUAUUUGCUUAGCUUGCAUUAGUAUUAUGGACAAUAUUUAGAUAGAAAGAUGUCUCGCCUUCAAGAAGAUGACUCAGCAACAUUUGAUGGAAGGGCGCCUUGACCAAGGACGUGAUCGGAUGUGGUCGGGGACGGGACAGGUGUCGUCUGGUCCUAUGUUUUGUGUUGUGUCUUAAUGCUUAGAACAUUAUGUCUUGUAGAACCCUCCUAUUUUCAAAUAAAUGUAGGAGCGACGGGAGAGAUUGUUUAGAGCGUGUUGAGAGGCUGUAACCUGAACAAUCUCCCAUGCGCCCUCCUCAUGAGUAAAAUGACCAACGUCUUCA